Messenger RNA from Dendroctonus ponderosae (mountain pine beetle), 936 nucleotides. RefSeq lists its product as uncharacterized. The record is from RefSeq and is a predicted model, not a curated record. Lineage: Eukaryota; Metazoa; Arthropoda; Insecta; Coleoptera; Curculionidae. The coding region runs from base 77 to 880 and encodes 267 amino acids. The transcript has 5 exons.
UUGCCUGGUGGUUCUUUAUUAACUGACAUCAAUCACUCGCAUCACUAGUUAGUGAUUGUCUCACUAAUGGAAAAUUAUGUCUCCUGUCGAUAUUUUGGAAGCUGAGGCCGAUUUCGCUGACAAUGCGCUUUUGAGGCAGGCCUUGGUAGUGACCGAAGUGGCAUUUGAUCUUAAAGAACGCUAUACAACUGGAGAAAAGUACAUCAACUACCUGAAGGUCUUGAUAAAUGGAGCAGAAAAAGGGGUUGACGCUCUAGCAGUGACCGCCAGAUCUUCGUUUAACGUAGCUCUGAAGUUACUGCAGUCGAAUAUUUGCAAAGAAAAAAUUUCCGAUCAGAUGAAACAUGAAUACAACAAUCUUCAAGCGAUUAUAAUUAGAGAACUGAACGCAUUUGAUCUAAGAGUGGAAGAAAUGGAAGCUGAUUUCGACCUACUAAAUUUGGACCAACUGGCUGAAAAAAUACGAUCGAUGGACACCAAAACCCCGAUUUCUGAAAACGUUUUACAACCAAACCCGUCCAGCAACAGAAGCUCCAAAAUGGAUAUCAAUGAAAAAUACCCGGAAAACAUAUCAAGAGAGUCGUUGAUCGAUUUGAACAACGUGAUCAACCUGCCUCCAGUUCCCGAAGACAUUUUUACCAGUUUCUCCAACAAACCCGUACGCACUUCAAGCUUGUCUUCAUUGAAGAGCAUGCGAAAAGUGAAGCUGUCUCUUCAAAAGGCCGAGAAUUCUGAUGAUGAAGAUAGUUCGGACACCGAUGAACACGAUUACUCUCGAAUGAUAUACGGCGACAUUGACGAGGCUAAAUUGAUCACGAGCCACAGCGCCUCUUCGAAAAAGCUUCAGUUAGGAAAUAUCAAAGAAGAAUCUCAAGAUUGAGCUGAUUUAAUGCUGUUUUGCAAAAAAUAUCUAAAUAAAACGUUAUUUUUGCGGAA